Molecule: messenger RNA, 1710 nt
Organism: Penicillium robsamsonii
Lineage: Eukaryota; Fungi; Ascomycota; Eurotiomycetes; Eurotiales; Aspergillaceae
Exons: 1
Coding region: 1-1710 (569 amino acids)
Source: RefSeq, a predicted model, not a curated record
AUGGAUCACAGAGGCCUUUAUUGUCCAGGCGAGUUGGACGUGCUGUAUCAAGAUCGCAAUAGAUCAGAGACUACAAUUUGUCUACCAUCACCAUCACCUGCAAAGCGAGGAUCAUCUUACUACCCAACAGCCGGCGCAAAGGUCCUUGAAGAGUCCAAUCUCGAUCCCUUUUACCUCGAAGAAUCAUUGGCAGCUACGCCGUCUUGGAAUCCUUACACAUCGGAUAUGCGCAAUGAUAGUUUUGAAGACGAAAGCCAAUAUUACCCUCUCUCCUUGACCCACAACAAGGACAUCCACAACCCAUUACAAUACCCUGGACCAGAUCGCUCCACACUCGCACAGGUGGAGUUGGAGAACAGCUUGAGAUUCCACCGAUACACUCCCUCAACGGAGGAAGACAGUCCGCUUCACAGCAGCCACGUCUCGUUCAGCUCCAUUCACACGGACAGCACCACCCCAGACUUGACACCUAGCACCUCUUUUUCUUCUGCCUACGAUUCACCUAGCUGCCCCGACGCUGUCUUCGAGGCUACUCAGCAGCUGUACGAGCACGCAAACCAGGUUCAGAGCGAGCCGCGUCGCCGCUUCUAUCUCCCUGCAUCUACACCACCUAAAUACUCUCUUCCCCCUCCCCCUCCGGUGCCGGCUUUGACUCCGGCGGAUACUCGUCCAACCACACCUUGCUUUCAACACUCCAACGAUUCUACCACAACUAUCACCAUGGGCUAUGAGGACGCAACAGGGUCCUGCACAUCGCGGACUCACCGUAGGAAGCAGCCUCCUGCUGUUCUCAACCUGUCGCGUGCGGCGAGUUUCCACAACACCUCUCGUCGCAAGCAAUCCAGUCCUGGAACCCGCCCUCCCCUGGACGCUUCCAUGAUCUCCCCUCCAUCCUUGAUCAACCCCGUCACCAUGGAACCUCACAUGACACACUUUGACCACCCACUGUUCAUCCCCGCCAACGACUGCCCUAGUCCCGUUCCCAGUCCUGUGGCUAGCUCCCCACCGAUCUCCCGCCAGUGGACCGCAACUUCAAUGGAGCGACCUUCAAUUUCAACCAUCGAUGCCUUCUGCGAGCAGUCCGUCUGGGAGUCCGACUCCGAGUCCGAGUCUGCUGGCCGUAAAUCCAUGUCCCGCCGGCCCAUCGACACCCUGCGCAAGGUUCGGAGCCGUGCUAAACUCCGCGGUGCCAAGUCACAGCCUAGACUUCACCAAACUAUGCUCGAUGGCCAGACCUUCGAGCAGUUCCCGUGUAUGCCAGAGGACAUCAUGGGGGAGCCUAUCCCAGAAGCCUUCCGCCCCAGCAUGGACCGGCCCAGCACUGUCAAAGAUGCCAUGAGGUCAUACAACGGCCUGAAUACACUGCGUCUGGUUGCUCCCUCCUCCACCUCUCUGACUCGCCCUCCCCGCUCCCGCAAGAACAGCAGUACCAACAGCUCCGACGUUGACCGCUCCGCAGCUGCCGCUUUCCAAGCACAGUUCCGGCGCCGCCAGCGCUCUGACUCCCCCACAUACUCCAACAAUUCCAACUCUGACAAGGGUGACAAGGAGAAGUUGACUUCGUUCUGCUACGACCAGUACUCCCAAGCCCCUAUCAAUGGAGCUCGCGAGCAAAGGCCUCUCUUGCAGCGAUUCAUGAGCUCCCUGCGUUCAUUAAAUUGCCAGAAGCCCCCAAAGUCUCACAAGAAGACCAAUGUUACCACCAUCUGA